Messenger RNA from Labeo rohita (rohu), 3589 nucleotides. Its product is annotated as serine/threonine-protein kinase DCLK2-like. The record is from RefSeq and is a predicted model, not a curated record. Gene Ontology annotation, molecular function: protein kinase activity; ATP binding. NCBI's taxonomy places the organism in Eukaryota, Metazoa, Chordata, Actinopteri, Cypriniformes, Cyprinidae. The transcript is spliced from 16 exons. Gene Ontology annotation, biological process: protein phosphorylation; intracellular signal transduction. Bases 467 to 2566 code for a protein of 699 amino acids. Gene Ontology annotation, cellular component: microtubule cytoskeleton.
CGUGAGGCUGCGCGCUCCCGUCUACGGCCAUGCUGCCCGGUUACAGCGCGGCGCGCGCCUAAAAACCGCACACGCCGCACUCGUUUAAGGGCGGAUCGGGAUUUUUUUUGAACACCGAAGCCUCAAUGGAAUUACGCGUCUGACCAGGAUUUUCCAGUGCAUCCAGGUUUUUUGUUGCACGCAGACAACAGCUGGCGCCCGGACUGAGUGACGCGGUCAUUUAUUCCUCAACCGAAUCAUCUGGAAUAUUUCCCAGCACCGGUUCGAGCGUUUUUUGACGCGACGAGCCUCGCGGAAUAAACGCCGGGCGCAGCUGCUUUUGUGUUGAUGUAAAUGAUGCUGUUGGAGCGCCCGGUAAACGCGCAGCGGGGAGAGCGGCGUGACCAACCCUAUAGCGGACUUUAGCGAGCAAAUAAAAGAAAGACACAAGAAAGAACGUUUGCGAAGUCGGAAAACGGGAAGGAAAAUGUCUCUCAGCAGAAGCAUCGAGCUCGAGCACUUUGACGAGCGGGACAAGGCGCGUCGCUCCAAGCGCACGGCGGCGGGUUCGGGCGGCUCGGGCUCCCAGCAGGGCUCCAGGGCGAGCAGUCUGGUACCGAGCCCCGCGCACAGCGCCAAUUGUAGCUUUUACCGGACGCGCACGCUCCAGGCGCUCAGCUCCGAGAAGCGAGCUAAGAAGGUUCGGUUCUACCGGAACGGCGACCGCUAUUUCAAGGGUCUGGUGUACGCCGUGUCCAACGACCGCUUCAGGUCUCUGGACGCGCUGCUGGCCGAGCUGACGCGCGCGCUCGCCGACAACCUGCACCUGCCGCAAGGUGUGCGCAACAUCUACAGCGUGGACGGCGCCAAGAAGAUCACGAGCCUCGAGGAUCUCGUGGAAGGUGAGAGUUACGUCUGCGCCUCCAAUGAGCCCUACAGGAAGGUGGACUACACCAAGAACGUCAACCCCAACUGGGGCUCGCGGCUGGCGGGGGCGGGGCUGAUCGCGGGGCCGGCGCCGGUGGGCGGAGCCGUGCGUCCGGGGCCUCAGCGCGCGGCCGGAGAAUCGAGGGAGACGAAGGACUUCAUCAAGCCCAAACUGGUGACGGUGAUCCGGAGCGGCGUCAAGCCCAGGAAGGCCGUGAGGAUCCUGCUCAAUAAGAAGACGGCGCACUCGUUCGAUCAGGUGCUCGCCGACAUCACCGAGGCCAUCAAACUGGACUCCGGCGUGGUGAAGAGACUCUACACGCUGGACGGCAAACAGUUGACGAGUCUGCAGGAUUUUUUCGGUGAUGACGAUGUUUUCAUGGCGUGCGGUUUGGAGAAGUUUCGUUACGCUCAGGACGACGCUGCCAUCGGACACGCAGGGAAGGCUGCAGCAGCCGCCUUCGUUAACGAGUGUAAGAAAUCACGGCCGUCAGUCCCACCCAAGACAACCGCACACAAAAACUCUGGCGUCCCGCGCUCCAAAUCACCCGUAUCUGCCAGUGAGGCUCCGAGGAGCGACUCUCCCCCAGUGAGGUCAUCACAGUCGCCCUGCAGCCCCGGAACUCAGCGCAGCCGGAAGACGUCCGUUAAUGAAGCAUCUCCGUCCCCGACUCCAUCCAGAGACCUCAACGACGAGGAAGAACUCAGUCCUGAGGUGAACGGUAAUCAAGUUCAGUCGUCUGUCAUCACUGAGAAGUAUAAAGUGGGAAAGGUGAUCGGCGAUGGAAACUUCGCUGUAGUCAGAGAAUGUGUGGAGAGGUCUACAGGACAGGAAUACGCACUGAAGAUCAUUGACAAGGCCAAAUGCAGCGGCAAGGAGCACCUGAUAGCCAAUGAGGUGGCGAUACUGCGCAGGGUUCAUCACCCCAGCAUCAUUAUGCUAAUAGAGGAGCUGGACACGCCCACUGAGCUGUACUUAGUGAUGGAGCUGGUAAAGGGCGGCGACCUGUUCGACGCCAUCACUUCUUCCACAAAGUACACAGAGCGUGACGCCAGUGCCAUGCUGUUCAACCUGACCGGAGCACUGCGAUACCUGCACAGAAUGAACAUCGUACACCGAGACAUUAAACCCGAGAACCUGCUGGUGUGUGAGUAUCCGGACGGCACCAAGUCUCUGAAAUUGGGUGAUUUUGGUCUGGCCACGGUGGUGGAGGGACCGCUGUACACCGUCUGUGGGACGCCCACUUACGUCGCUCCGGAGAUUAUCGCAGAGAGCGGGUACGGGCUGAAGGUGGACAUCUGGGCGGCGGGUGUGAUCACCUACAUCCUGCUGUGCGGCUUUCCUCCGUUCCGCAGCGAGAGGAACCAGCAGGAGGAGCUAUUUGAGCAGAUCUUACUGGGCAGACUAGAGUUUCCCUCACCGUACUGGGACAACAUCAGCCUCUCUGCUAAGGAUUUAAUUGGUAAGAUGUUGCAAGUGAAUGUUGGUGCUCGUUACACGGCUGACGAGGUGCUGGAACACCCGUGGGUGCAGGACGACGCUGUGAUGGACACCAACAUGGCGUGUGAGAUGGAAGACGCUGUUGAAUCAGAAAACACAAACAACAGCACAGCAGCAGAGGCUGAGGUGGAUCAUCUCCAUGAUGACAGCUGGCAGUAGUUCAACGAAUCUCUCCGGAGGCACAGAAGAAGAGAAACCCUGAUCACCACCACAAACCUCGAGACCAGACCAGACCAGACCAGACCUUCUCUCUGCAACAUCCAUUCUGUUAUUAGUGGCGUUUGCAAAGUCAACCAUCAAUAUCAUCUAGUCUUCAUAUUUUACUGUUAGCUACAUGCUGAAACCUCUAGCACAUCCCAUAGAUACUCAGAACACCUUAGCAACUGCAUAGCAACCGCCAAGCAUCAAAGCAGUGUUUACAUGCACUCAACUUUGUCUGAUUUCAGAUUCUGAAAGUUGUUUAUAUCAAGCCAAAACUGUGCAAUUCAGUUCACAAAUUCAAUUAAUUUCCCAUCAGUAUGAUCGCAAUUUAAUUUGGAUCGAUUGAGGUGUAUACAUAAAGGCUUUUUAGUCCAAUACUCACUUAUUUGAGUGCAUGUAAACACGUUCACUUUCUCCAGUUCUGGUCUGUGUUUGUACACAGGGCUUCAACUAAACCAGCGACCUCGACUUUUACUGCACUGUGUCCAAGCUGCCCAUUUCUCUCUCUCUUAUUCUCUGUACAUAUGUGUCGAUGUUAGUGUCUGAUCAGAUGCAUCAUUAGAGUCUCAUUUCAGACAUUUGCGUCUUACCUGAACGCCUUUGAGAGCGCGACCGUUUGGAACUGAAUGGAAACGGGACGUUUGAAUUGUGUUGUUGGAUGUUUCUUUAUGUCUGAUUUGUGUGACCAAAUGUGUUACGAGCCUGAUGUAGUGUUAUGACUUUGCUUUACACCAAAACUUCAGCCUUUACUGAAUGAGGACGAGUGUAUGUGUGUGUGUUUAUCUCCAUGAAAUGCCUCCGUUUUUAGAAGAACUGUUAAUUUCAUUUGAUCUGAACGGUCGCUUGUGGUAUCAACGGUAUUAACUUUUGUACGGUGGCUGUUCGGGGCCUAAAGCUCCUCGUAAUUAUUCUAAUUAUGGAUUUAUUUCAUGUUUUGUUUUGUAUUGCAACAAUACAUCAUGAGUAGCUGAUGAACCCAGA